Molecule: messenger RNA, 348 nt
Organism: Schizosaccharomyces cryophilus OY26
Lineage: Eukaryota; Fungi; Ascomycota; Schizosaccharomycetes; Schizosaccharomycetales; Schizosaccharomycetaceae
Exons: 3
Coding region: 1-348 (115 amino acids)
Biological process (GO): protein import into mitochondrial intermembrane space
Cellular component (GO): mitochondrial intermembrane space
Molecular function (GO): zinc ion binding
Source: RefSeq, a predicted model, not a curated record
AUGUGCAAGCACGUUUUAAACGCUCAAGUUUCCAUUCGCACAGCUUGUUGUCGUCGCUGGGUUGAUUGCAUUGAAUGCCACGAUGAAGUCGCUGAUCAUCCUUUACUUAGGACUGCGGAAAUGACUUUAAUUUGCAAAAAAUGUCGCAAAGCAUUUCGUGUCUAUUUUGGAGAGGAAAUGGAUGACAGUGAUGAAUUUUGUCCCAACUGUGAUAACCAUUAUGUUGUUAAUGCCAUUACAGAACCACCCAAACCUGCUAAACCUCUUCCAGCAGAAUUGGAUGCCAGAAUGAUUCCUGACGAUAAAGAAUUAGAAGAACUUUUAGACGAUACUACUCAUUUGGGAUAA